Messenger RNA from Capsella rubella, 2903 nucleotides. RefSeq lists its product as uncharacterized. The record is from RefSeq and is a predicted model, not a curated record. Bases 155 to 2650 code for a protein of 831 amino acids. The transcript has 4 exons. NCBI's taxonomy places the organism in Eukaryota, Viridiplantae, Streptophyta, Magnoliopsida, Brassicales, Brassicaceae.
AAGCCCAUUACGACGAAAACAGAAACAAACCACUCUCCUCGAUUUUUGCGUUGGUUUAUAGCUUUUCCUCCCAAACCAUACAACAAAACAAUAUCUCUUCAUCUUCUCCUUCGCCUUCUCCUUCGCCGUUUCGUUUUCCGUUUUCUGUAACAGCAUGUCAAAGUAUCGGAGGAUGAAGGGUAUGGAGGAAUCCUAUGGUGGUGCUUCUGGAGAGUUUCCUGAAUUUGGUGCUAUUUUCAUGUCCAAUGACUUUACAAGAAAGGAGUGUCUUAGGCGAGAGCUUUUCGGUUUGCCAAUGAGGCAAGCCGGUUUUGUUAAACAUGUCAAAGCCGGAAUGAUACUGUUUUUGUUUGAAUUCGAGAGUAGAGAGCUUCAUGGUGUAUUUCAGGCUUCCUCUGAUGGUGAUAUAAACAUUGAGCCUAACGCAUUCCACUCUUCUGGGAAACAGUUUCCUGCUCAGGUUAAGUUUACUGAGAAGUGGCGUUGUAGGCCGCUUCCUGAAAGCGAGUUUCGUCAUGCUAUUCUUGAAAACUACUUUACCGCAACAAAGUUCAAUUUUGGACUCUCCAAGGCUCAGGUUCAGAGGCUGUUGAAGUUGUUUAGCUUGAAGAAGGAAGAUGGAUCAUGGCUGAGAAAAACUGCAGUUGUUGAAAGUAGUCUGAGAAAUAGGGUUGGUGGUCGAGGCUUUGGGAAUCGUAAUGCAGGAGAAACGGAUGAAGAUGUUGACCUUGAGUUUCCAUACAGAGUUACUUCAGCAGGAGAUGCCCGUGGUCGUAGGCCUACAGAAAAUUAUGGUUUUGGGGAUGAAUCUGAUAUUGGCCUAGAGUUUGAUCCAGCUAAAAGGAAUGAGUAUUCUGGAGAAACAUCUGGCGUUAACCUGAACUAUAGCUUUGGCAAAAAUGCUUUAACUAAUAAUUCUCUUGUUAAUGAUCGAAGGGUCCCGAAGAACCUGAGACACACUGCAAGUGGCUGGGUAGAAAACGAGUACAAUGAAAAAGAUGGUAUCGCACAGGAACGCCUGUGGUCUAACGACAAAGAAGAUCCAGCUGUUCUUCCUCAAAGAAUACCGCUAGACAUACGAUAUGGAACAAACACACUGUACUAUGACCCGAGUGAGCCCGGGAUCAUGGAAGAUGCAACAAUGGCAAGCUCUAAGCAUAAUCUUCGUUCACCUAAUGUUGAUUUAAACGGCUCAGCUUCCUUUUCAGCCAACUCAAAUUAUGGUUUGGUAGAAGAAUAUAUACCUGUUGGUGGCUAUGUCAAUGACGCUUUGACCUUUGAAACAGUCCAACCACUUCCUGAUGAACGUAAUGGUACCAGCAUGAACACUAGUAGUUUGGGUUAUAUUCCAAUGCCUAUUGAACAUCGUGAAUACCAAACUAAACUAGGCAUGUCUGGAGCUGUGCGUGCUGAAUUUGAAUCUGGAUUUAGAAAUGGUCAUUUGCGUCAGAACCAGUUUCCUGGUCUCUCAACUUCUGCAGGGACUACUGAGAACAUGAAGAAGGUUGAGAGUCUACCGUACCCCGACCACAGCAUCUUCCCUUCAUUUGCUGACCCUUCAUCGUCAAGGGAUGUGUCUCCUAAGGACAGACUCAACAAUGAAAUUCAAGCAUAUCAACACCAAGAAGAAUUUGGAGGUCAUGUUUCUUAUACAAACAAUAUGGCUGUACGGAGUUCCAGUAUAUACCCUUCUUUUGCAUAUCCUUCAACAACGAGGGAUGGUUCUGAUUUGUAUGACAGAACUAAUAUCAAAGGCCAAGCUUAUCAACGGCAUGAAGAAUUUGGCGGUAAUGCUUUUGACUCUAACAAUAGGGUAACUCAAAUAGAAGAGCGUGUUAAUCCUGCUGAACUUGGAAGAAAUAGAACCAGAGAGAGUGUCUUCAAAAGGCUGGGUGUGCCUUCAAAAGGACGUGAUGCUAAAGACAAUAUUUCUCCAGACACUGAAUCAGUCGAUGAGGUCAUGGCAUAUUUAAACGACUGUCACAAACAUUGGAUGGAGCAAAAAAGAUUAAAUAUGGGUACCUCUGAGGAUUCUGGAAAACCGAAGAAGAAAAAGGAAAAGAUUCAGACAGCAGAGGUACUUGACAAUGAUAUGAUGCGUCAUUUUACCGAGACUACUCCAGAUGAUUUGUUCGAUUGUGAAGGAAGUAUCGAACAUAAUGUUCCAAAACUACCGAUCAUUAAUUUUAAGCGCCGUAGCGAAGCUCAAAAGAGCCCUGGUGAGCCAACUCAAGGGUGUAAAGAGAACCCCGAAACUCCAGCUUCUCAGAACAAGAAAAGGAAGCUGAUGAGGCCAAAACUCAUUGAAGAUGACUUGGGAAAGGAUAGAGGAAACAAAGUUAAUCCUAUGAGAAUUGUCUCAGCUUCGGAAAAAGAUAGAGAUAACAAUGUUGAUACUAUGCUAAAAUUCUUGGCCUCACAGUCAGCUACUGAAGUCCCCGUCCAUAAUGAAGAUAACUCAAUAAGCAGUAGAGGCAAAAAUGAGGAUCCUAUUGAAAAUACCUUGGCCUCACAGUCUGCUGUUGAAGUCCCCGUCCAUGAUUUCGUUGGAUGUGAUGAAGAUGACUCAGAAAAGGAUAGAGGAAAGGAUGUUAAUCCUAUUGACAAUGUAUUGGCCUAUCAGUCAGCUACUGAAGUCCCCCUUCCAUGACUUCCUUGGACGUGAUGAUCUAUAAACACUCAAAUAGAGUUGGAAGUACUAAAGGACAGAACAAGGCCUCUUCCUAGAUGUACUUCUACAAUAGAAGGUGCAGGUUGUUCCCUAGCUGUUGUAUCAUUUAGUUUGUCUUCUUAAUCAUGCUGACCAUAUUAUAUCUGGUACUAGCAUAUAGAAUCAAUGCUUUUGCAUGCUUUGGCAUAACAACCAUUUUUUGGUACUUGUGAAGUUUUGUGCUGGUGUCAAA